AUCUGGUUCACCCCCACUUUCGCCCAAUCAAAUUGUCACCGGAGCAUUCCGGCUUUUUUCUCUCUCUUCUUCUUCCAUUUGCCCUUUCUCUCUCUAAUUUUUUAAAAGUUAAGUUUUCUCAAAUUCAGAUCGGGAAAAAUCCUCAUUUAAAUCCAUAUAAGAAAUACCGAUUCGAAUAACAGUUGGUUCGAAUCGUGAGAGACAAUGGGGGAUUUCAAUUUAGCCUUGGUAAUCGUUGCAAUAGUCGUGUGUGUUCUGGUGUUUAUAUUCAAUUUGUACCUCCUUGUAAACUACCAGCAUCCAGAUGAUGCUAAUCAGGCGUAUUUCCCCAAAUUCGUCGUUGUUUUGGGUCUCUCUGUUGCAGCAAUUUCAAUUUUAAUGCUUCCAGCAGAUGUGGCUAACCGGCAGGCUUGCAGGCACGCAAUUUAUAAUGGGGCGUGUAAUCUUACGCUCCCGAUGAAGGACCUGUGGCUCGCCAUCUACAUUAUUGAUGCUAUCCUUGUGUUUUUCGUCAUUCCAUUUGCAAUGUUCUACUAUGAAGGCGACAUGGAUAAAAGUGUUUGGAAAAGGAUGAAAAGUGCAUUGUUGUGGGUGAUAACGACAGCUAUUGUUUGUGCUUUGGUGCUAGGGAUUUUGUAUGGACUUGUCGGUAAGGUGGACUUCACAGUUCGACACCUAUCCUCGUCCACUGAACCCUUUCCAUCUACUUGGGGCCUCACCCGUGGUCAGCAGUGUGUUGGAAGUGGAGCACGGCAGUGUUCUGCAUAUUCUGCCAGUGCUUCAUCCGAGACAACAUGGACUAUGCGAACUACCUUCCCAGAAUAUGUUGUUGCUCUAGCUACAAUUGCUGGAUCUGUGCUUUUCACUAUAUUUGGUGGUGUGGGCAUUGCUUGCCUCCCAUUGGGACUUAUAUUUUCAUUCAUCAGACGUCCAAAGGCUGUUAUAACACGUUCGCAGUAUAUCAAGGAAGCAACUGAACUUAGUAAAAAAGCUAGAGAAUUGAAAAAAGCAGCUGAUGCACUUCAUCAAGAGGAAAGGAGUGGUAGUAAGGGAAGAAAAUGGCGUAAAAAUGUGAAAGCAGUAGAAAAGGAGCUACUUCUCUUGGAAGAAGAUGUGAAGGCAUUGGAAGAGAUGUACCCUCAAGGUGAAAAGGCUGAGGCUUCAUGGGCUAUGACUGUUCUUGGCUACCUAGCCAAACUUGUACUGGGAGUUCUAGGGUUGAUUGUUUCAGUGGCUUGGAUUGCACAUAUUGUCAUAUAUUUGCUGAUUGACCCUCCUAUUUCUGCAUUCCUUAAUGAGAUCUUCAUCAAAUUGGAUGAUGUUUGGGGUCUCCUGGGGACUGCAGCAUUUGCAUUCUUCUGCUUCUAUCUUCUGCUUGCAGUCAUUGCUGGGGCAAUGAUGCUUGGAUUGAAAUUAGUUUUUAUAACUAUCCAUCCUAUGAAAUGGGGAGCCACACUCAUGAAUUCUUUUCUUUUUAAUGUGGGCCUCAUUCUCCUUUGCUCAAUCAGUGUGAUCCAGUUCUGCGCCACUGCAUUUGCAUACUAUGCACAGGCUACUGCUGCUCAAGAAAUCUUUGGUCACACCUUGCAAUCUCUUCGGGGAAUCAAAUAUUUAUACAAGUAUAAUGUGUUUCAGAUCGGAUUCAUUAUUCUGGCAGGGCUGACUUUUGUGUAUUACUCAGCUUUUGGGUGGAGAAGAAAAAAGCCCAGUGGAAGAUUCCAGCUUUCCACAUAAGAAUUUGGUGCCGUGAACACAUCUAACAGGUGGAUCUGCUGCUCUUCUUGAUCUAUCUUUGGUGUGAUUGAUGUAAAUUAUUGGAUGCACGUACCUUGGUUUUGUUCGAUGGGGAAGAAUGCCAAACAUGAUUAAAGAUCCAAUCUGCGGAAUUUUUAUGUCCUACAUGUUAGUACUACUGCUGCUGCUGCUGAUGUUUUUUCUUCUUUCGCCUGUUUUCCCUCCGAAUGUAUGUUCAUUUAUUUGAUUAUAUCAAGAAUCGUCUUUGCAUGUAGUUUUCGGCAUUUGAAUACUGAAUUGAGAAUUACCAGUUCUGUAUUAUAGUGUCAUUGAGUAUAAGAUUUCUUGAGUAGCAUGUUUCA
Messenger RNA from Olea europaea var. sylvestris, 2096 nucleotides. RefSeq names its product LIMR family protein At5g01460. The record is from RefSeq and is a predicted model, not a curated record. Bases 205 to 1734 code for a protein of 509 amino acids. The transcript is spliced from 14 exons. Lineage: Eukaryota; Viridiplantae; Streptophyta; Magnoliopsida; Lamiales; Oleaceae.